AACCAUCAUGGAGCUCCCCGACUUGGGCAAACAGUGCGGCGUUGAGUCUUGCCGGCAGCUUGACUUCCUGCCUAUCGUCUGUGGGGCUUGUGGGGGCGUCUUCUGCAAGGAACACAGCCUGCCCUUCUACCACCAGUGUGUGAGCGAGGCGGAGGAGGAGAAGACGAGAGAGGAAGGUGAUGAUAGGAAGAUCACGCGCCACCCCUGCCAGUUUCCGAAGUGUGACGGGGGCGAGCUUACACCUGUUCUCUGCCCUGCCUGUGGCCUGAAUUUCUGCCUGGCUCACCGACACCAGCCAGACCACCAGUGCCCCCACCAACCCCAGCAGGGCCCCAGCGAGCAGGAGAAGGCAGCAGCAGAGAAGAUUAAGCAGAUAGCGGACAGAAUGGAUGGAGGAGGAGGAGGAGAGAGGAGAGGGAAAGGGAAGAAAUCGGAGCAACUUUCCGCUAAGGUCCAGCUCAUGAAGUUGAAGCAGAAGUCGGAGGGAGAGAAAGGAAUCCCAUCGGAGGAAAGAAUCUACCUCCUUGUCUCCCUUCCCCCCUCCUCCUCCUCCUCCUCCUCCUCUCUGGCUGUCUUCGUCUCCCGCGCCUGGUCUAUCGGAAGGGCUAUUGACUCUAUUGCUUCUAUUGCGAAGCUCAAGAACCAGAACAACAUCACCAGUGCCCCAAAACUCCGCCUCUUCCACCCAACCACCAAAGAGUUACUGGGCCCACCGGAGCAGCUGCUGGGCGACCUCAUAGCAACUCAAGUCUUGUUCAACGGGCAGAGUGUGUUGAUGGGGUGUGUGGCGGAGGGGUUGACGAGCUUGUGAGGGAACGGAAAGGGAGGGGAAAAGAUUGUAUGGGGAAAGGAGAAGAUAUUGAUGGUUGAAGAUGGAAAGAAAGAAGUGUUUGUAGGGAUGAAAAUAGAAAAAAAGAAUGGUUUAACAGGAGGGAAAGAAGGGAGCUUAUGAGAGAAGGGAGGGAAGGAGGGAGCUUAUGAGGGAGGGGAGGGAAGAAGGGAGGGAAGGUAGAGGAUGAUGGGUUAAAGAAAGGAAAGAAUUGUACAGAGAGAGAGAAAGAGAAGGACACAGAAGGAAAAUAAAUAAAGAAAGGAAGGAAAAUUUAAAGGAUAGAAGAGGAAGGGAAGGAAAAGGAGAAGAAAUAUAUUUGUUUUUUGAGUUUGUUGUUGAUGUAAGAAAUAAAAAUUGUGAAAAUGAGGUUUGUAAAAAUAAAAAUAAAAUAAAAUGAAAAAUAUGUUAGAUUAUUAUUAUUAUUAUUAUUAUUAUUAUUAUUAUUAUUAUUAUUAUUAUUCAGUUUGAUAAAUAAAGGUUGAAAAAUUG
Eriocheir sinensis (Chinese mitten crab) is the source of this 1321-nucleotide messenger RNA. RefSeq names its product AN1-type zinc finger protein 1-like. Bases 8 to 811 code for a protein of 267 amino acids. The transcript has 5 exons. Gene Ontology annotation, cellular component: cytoplasm. Gene Ontology annotation, molecular function: zinc ion binding. The record is from RefSeq and is a predicted model, not a curated record. NCBI's taxonomy places the organism in Eukaryota, Metazoa, Arthropoda, Malacostraca, Decapoda, Varunidae.